Owenia fusiformis is the source of this 2176-nucleotide messenger RNA. Lineage: Eukaryota; Metazoa; Annelida; Polychaeta; Sabellida; Oweniidae. The record is from the annotation of a GenBank genome assembly.
GUGAUUUUUGCUGUCACACACAUUAUCUUGUAUAUAUAUCAUAAUAAACAGAUUCCAUACCUGUUAUAUCAUGUGUUUUAUGUUCUUUACCAUAUUAGAAAUAAAAAAAUACGAUUGUUUCACCUGUGUUGUGUUUAUUAUUGUUGUCUCACGCCGGAAAUUACGAUAGGGGUCUUGAAAACAAGGUGUCACAAAAUUGAAUUUCUUAAUUCAUUCUUCCAUUAUGGUAUUAUGCGAUAGGAUCCACCCAAUGUAUCACAUCCACAGUAGUAAGGGGGUCUUCUGCUUUACUUUACUGCUUAUUGUCCAUCAGUUUUGUUUAUUUUCUGAUGUUUUGGGGAUUUUGAAUAAAGUCACUCAUUUCCGGCAAUCUACGAGUCAGACUAUGAUAUGGUACAAUACUGACACGAUAACUGACCCCUAUGUCCUGUUUUAACACGCAAAAUGAUUCAUACCCGAGAGGUUAAUAUUUAUGAAUCGUGAUUUUAAUAUAUAAUUCAACCAAGAGUCAACAGCAUGAUAAGGAAUAACAAAAACAAAAACGUUAAAUUUUACUUGCCAAUUUACGAGCACCCAAUUCUGACAAUAUACAGACACAUACACAUAUCAAUGUAUCUAGCAAAAGGAUAGGCGACUAAAUACUCAAUCGUAUGUACAAACAUUGCACCUCAGUCCAUUUCCUUAUUGGCACAUGGUCCAAAAGACGGCAUUGCACAAUUUACGAGCCACAAUUUACGGGACAACCCCUAAAAUUAGAUACGAAAAUUAAUGAUAAAUCAGCAUUGAAUAAUAGGGUACGACAUCCUACUUUACGACAGUGAAAGAAAAGUGAAAGAGAAAGGUAGGCAUUUUGUUUUGUGACUAAUAUUGUGUAAUUUAUCACCCCUUACCAGUGAAGCGUCGCUCUUCUCUUCAAAUAAAGAUAGCUUAUGAUACGUUUACACUUCUUAUAGCAUGAACAAAGAAUAUAUGACUGAAAAACGUGAAAAAUUAUUGCUUUGAUAUGCACACGUAUGUUCCAACAUCAUGAAUUGAUGAUGUCCCGUAUAUUGUGUCAUGUCCCGUAUAUUGUGUAAUUACACCUAUCUAAAGUUGAUUGGAUAUACGGAUCAAACUUGAUAUAAUCGAAAUGAUUUUGCGAAUUCAGCUUUAUAUAAUAUCUAAAUUUAUUAUUUCCUCCAAAAAUGAUACCAACAUAUUCAUCACAAUAUCACAGUACGGUACACAAAAUGAGUCCCGUAAAUUGGCCUUGUAAAUUGUAAUUGUUGUACCUUACUUUGAACCCAUUAAUAACACUCAAAUUAUGAAGCAUUGCUUCCAUUUGUAUAUGACACAUUUCCCAUGCAUUACUAAGUAACUUAAUUCAGUCUGAAUACUAUAACUAGUAACUAUUUGCAGCAACAAUGGCAAAGAGUAAAGCACAGAGGAUGAAAGAAUAUAGGGAGAGAAAGAAACAAGAAAUGGGAGAGGACUGGCUAAAGAAAGAACGCGAACGUGUUAAAAAGUAUUAUAUACCCCUAGAACUACUACCAGCAAAAGAUAGAAAAAGAAAACAAGCUAUAAACAGGAACAAUUGGCAAAACUUUAGAAACAAACGUCAAAAACCGAAUGACAGCUCUACUCCACAGCCUUCUUCAAGUAGCGAGAAUGAAGUUACUUCAACAACUGGUUAUUUACAGUUGCCAUCAUUGAUGGACAGUAUAGAUAAAUCAAGAAAGAGUAGUGGCAGGAAAAGGGUCAAUCGUGCACUAUCUAGGGCUCACGGAAAAAUUAAACGCCUUCAGAAGACAUCAGCAAAGAAUAGAAAAAUUAUUUCUAGGUUAAGAAAAAAAGUAAAUGACUUAAAACCCGCUAAUACCCCAAGAAGCAAAACAGAUAAACUUCUCAAAAAAUCUGGAUUUUCACCAAGCAAAGUGCCUAGAACAAUUAGAAAAAAACUUAUUUUCUCAGAGUGCGUCAGUGAUGAGCUUAAACAAUCAAACCAAAAAAAACCUAUUUCUGGAAGGAUCCUGAAAAAAUACAAGUUGGCAAAUCAGCUUAGGAACUCUGGGUAUACAUGGCGAAAAUUGAGAGAGAAAAAGGCAAGAAAGAUUGGCAAUCAGAAAAAGUAUGAUGAGAUAAGAAGUGAUGUGAUUGAAUUUUUUGAAAGAGACGAUAACUCCAGAAUGAUGCCAGG